Coffea eugenioides is the source of this 813-nucleotide messenger RNA. RefSeq names its product bidirectional sugar transporter NEC1-like. The record is from RefSeq and is a predicted model, not a curated record. Gene Ontology annotation, molecular function: sugar transmembrane transporter activity. Lineage: Eukaryota; Viridiplantae; Streptophyta; Magnoliopsida; Gentianales; Rubiaceae. The transcript has 6 exons. Gene Ontology annotation, biological process: carbohydrate transport. Gene Ontology annotation, cellular component: membrane. Bases 1 to 813 code for a protein of 270 amino acids.
AUGGCAGUUUUAAGCGCUCAAGUCUUGGCCCUCAUUUUUGGCCUUCUGGGUAAUAUCAUCUCAUUCUUGGUGUUCCUUGCUCCGCUGCCGACGUUCUACACCAUUUACAAGAAAAAAACAUCUGAAGGGUUUCAAUCUAUACCAUAUGUGGUAGCACUUUUCAGUGCAUCACUGUUGCUGUAUUACGCCUUUCUCAAGACAAAUGCCUUGUUGAUCGUCACUAUUAAUGCUAUUGGAUGCAUCAUUGAAAUAAUUUACCUGUCCAUGUACGUACUAUAUGCACCCAAGACGUCUAAGAUGUUUACAUUGAAGUUGCUAGGUUUUUUCAACAUAGGAUGUUUAGGUGUCAUCGUUGCUGUUUCUCUUGCACUUGCAAAAGGUGCCAAGCGAGUAUCACUCGUAGGGUGGUUUUGUGCUGUAAUCAACCUGGCUGUAUUUGCUGCUCCCUUGAGCAUCAUGGCGCAAGUAAUACGAACCAAGAGUGUCGAAUACAUGCCAUUCACCUUGUCGUUUUUCCUCACACUUUGUGCCACAUCUUGGUUUUUCUACGGAUUCUUCGUAAGGGAUUACUACAUUGCUGUACCAAAUGUAAUGGGCUUCUUAUUUGGAAUUGUUCAAAUGAUUCUCUACUUCAUUUACAAGAAUGAAAAAAAGGACGGUGAAAUAAACACAAAGCUUGAAGGGGCUAUGGAACAGAAGGAAGGCAUUCAAAUGAAUAUAGAAGGUGUUGAAGACAAGAAAUUUAGCUCAAUUGAGAAGCCUAAAUCUGCUGCUGCCCAUAAACCUCAAGAUAUAGAGACGGGAAAUGUGUAA